This is a messenger RNA of Triplophysa dalaica, 1433 nucleotides long. RefSeq names its product egl nine homolog 1-like. Gene Ontology annotation, biological process: peptidyl-proline hydroxylation to 4-hydroxy-L-proline; cellular response to hypoxia. The transcript is spliced from 2 exons. NCBI's taxonomy places the organism in Eukaryota, Metazoa, Chordata, Actinopteri, Cypriniformes, Nemacheilidae. The coding region runs from base 131 to 679 and encodes 182 amino acids. The record is from RefSeq and is a predicted model, not a curated record. Gene Ontology annotation, molecular function: ferrous iron binding; peptidyl-proline 4-dioxygenase activity. Gene Ontology annotation, cellular component: cytoplasm; nucleus.
CGUCUGCCUCUUUCCUGUUCAGACUUAUGUGUGUGCUCUAUUUUAGGGUUUGACACAUGUGUUGCAGUUCUCGUAGCUCAGCUUCACUCUCAUCUUUCACAAAGUUUGCGCUCUUGCUAUACCGGGUUCAAUGGCAGAAUAUCAAGGAAAUCAUCUCCCUAAAGAAAACACUUCUUUCACCACAAUCGAUUCCCCAGGAAAAGCGCAAAACCAUGCGGAGCAGAGCAUGCAGAACAGGUGUCCAGAUGACACCCAUGAUACAAACAUGAUGGAAGUGCCCAAAGAGCUCAGAAAACCCCGCAGUAAUCGUCCAAAAUCUAAAGACCACAAACGACUAAACACCAACAAACUAGUCUUACAAUACAUCGUCCCGUGCUUGAACUCGUACGGUUUGUGUAUCGUUGAUAAUUUUCUUGGAGACAAAAUCGGAGAGCGCGUGCUUCAGGAGGUGAGACGCAUCCAUCAGAGUGGGAACAUGCAAGAUGGACAGGUAGUGAGCCAGAAACUGGGGAAGAGCAAAGCUAUUCGAGGGGAUAAGAUUGCAUGGGUCGAUGGAUCGGAAAGCUGCUGUCAAAACAUCGGCCAUCUGUUGACCAGAAUUGACAAACUCAUCACAUGCGCGGACGGCAAACUGGAGAAAUACAAGAUCAGAGGACGACACAAGGUACGAGUUGCUUGAAAAUAACAAAUAAAAGUGUGCUCCAAAUGUAGAAUAUAUGCCUGCGUGCUUAACAUAACUCCAACGACUGAAAUGAAUAAUUUUGCAAUGUAAACUUGAUUAAAAAUGAAAGUUUAUUCUUUCCAUUUUUCGUGGAAGAUUUUUUAACAGGUUUUAUUGGUUAAGAUACAAGCAUUCCUAAGAAGAAUGAAUUGCGGAGAGAUGGCGUUUUCACGCACUUGUUGAAAUAAAAAGAAGUGCGCAUGAUUGGAUUACGUGUACAUGCGGGUGGUCGUCUCCUCAAUGGCGGUCGGUCGGGCGGACAUGCCCAAUAACAACACCCAUGUUCAUUCGUGACGCUGUAUGAUUUUAAGCAUUCUAACCACACGUUAACUGAAAUAAAUGCAACAUUAACAUCAAAGAUGCAUCAUUUUACAUCAGACCUUCAUCGCGUUUAGCUUUGAAUGUAGCGCAUGCACAAGAUUUAUUAAAUGAAUGUUCUCAUAAGAUUGUUAAAAAUGAAUAAGUUCACUGGCAGUUUUUUGCUCGGCUAUAUGAGCUUUACAGUGAAUCGGGACAGUUUGGUUAAACUCAUAGAAAAAGAUUUCACGGGUAGAACGUCACGUAGCACUUGUGUUGAACGUCUAAAAUGGGCGGGUCUACGCCCCAAGACUUUCUAUUUAAUUGGUCACGUACUAUAUUUAAGACCGUAAUCUUUUUUUUAAAUCAGUUUAGUUCUAAUGCCUAAUCGAUUAUUGUGUGUAUAAAGACGAGC